Messenger RNA from Mya arenaria, 1047 nucleotides. Its product is annotated as homeobox protein CDX-4-like. Gene Ontology annotation, biological process: animal organ morphogenesis; cell differentiation; regulation of transcription by RNA polymerase II. The record is from RefSeq and is a predicted model, not a curated record. NCBI's taxonomy places the organism in Eukaryota, Metazoa, Mollusca, Bivalvia, Myida, Myidae. The coding region runs from base 1 to 1047 and encodes 348 amino acids. Gene Ontology annotation, cellular component: nucleus. The transcript has 2 exons. Gene Ontology annotation, molecular function: RNA polymerase II transcription regulatory region sequence-specific DNA binding; DNA-binding transcription factor activity, RNA polymerase II-specific.
AUGUACCAAUACAAAAAUACCAGCAUCUUAGAAGAUUUGGCUUAUAGGCAAUUUGAAAGCCAACCACGAGGUGAUAGUGAUUACAGUGUGCCUUGUUCAGAGAGAUUGACUGACAGAACAGGGAGGCAUUUACCUCGGUAUCAUCCGUACGUAGGUAGGAGACCAUCAUCGACGUGUCGUGGUGGGGCGUUUGAACAAACUGUGACUCAAGAAAUGCCAAGUGGUCAGCCGCAUGGCUUAAAUGUUUACUGGCCGUACGCAAGCAACACAUUGCCAUCCAAUGUUGGCACGCCAUACGCUCAAGCCAUUUAUCCAGUCGCAGUUUGUUCUGAAUUAUUCACUUACUCAACAUUAAAAAGUCUUGAGAGUGUUUGUAACCUCGCAUCCGGAAGUUGUGUUUCUUCUUCCACCGGUUCUAAGUCUUUGCCUUUUGCAACCGUUUUCGAGUCGCAGAAGAAAGAGAUGGAACACGAGCACCCCUUCCACUGGAGACGUCGGACAGCGCCGGUGGAAGGGCUGACGCGCACGCGCGACAAGUACCGUGUAGUGUACACAGAGAAACAGCGGACAGGCCUGGAGCACGCCUUUGAGGAAAACAAGUUCAUCGCGCUGCAGACCAAACUGGAACUGGCCAAGGAACUCGACCUUUCUGAGAGACAGAUCAAGCUAUGGUUUCAAAACCGACGGGCAAAAGAAAGACGAGAUUUGAAAAAAUCCAACGUGACAAAAACAGCUGGAGGCUCUUCAUCACCAAAGGACAAAACUUCGUCUAAUACCUCGCUCAACUAUAAGACGCCGUUAUUGAACUACACAGACUGCCAGUUUCAAGACAAAGUAGCGGAUAGUAAUUUCCAGGUUACACGACCUUGCUUUGAAUCCAUGACCACCAAUCCACAGAGAGAUACAAUAAUGGCCAACGACAGUUCACCACUCUCUUUGAAUGGAUCUACAAUGUUUCCAAAUCCAUGGAAGUUCGGAGAAAGCAGAGACUGGUCUCCAUACCUAGAUGUUUCUCCCAUAGGUGGCAAUACCAGUCAGAGAUGGUGA